UCAGUGUUUUACCUGUCAGCUAUGUCAGUGUGUGAGGAUCUAUUACUGUGUAAUUACCGCAAAUGCCGGGUAAAGCUGUCUGGCUACGCAUGGGUUACAGCCUGUUCACACAUAUUUUGUGACCAGCAUGGAAGUGGUGAGUUCAGUCGGUCCCCUGCUGUCUGUCCAGCAUGUAACAGCACCCUUUCUGGUAAGCUGGAUAUUGUCCGUACAGAGCUCAGUCCCUCAGAAGAAUAUAAGGCCAUGAUGAUGGCUGGAUUGCGGCCUGAACUAGUUCUUGACAUCUGUUCCCGAGCAUUAACUUUCUGGACCUACCAGGUAUACCAGGAGCGCCUGUAUCAAGAGUAUACCUACAGUAAAGCAGAAGGGCACCUGAAGCAGAUGGAGAAACUUUAUGCUCAUCAAAUGCAAAGCAAAGACUCAGAGCUGACAGCCAUGAAGGGGGAGAUGAAUUCACUAAAGAAAAUGCUGGAGGAAUACAAAAGGAAGUACAGCGAGCUCUCAGAAAAACUGAUGGAUCGCAACAGGCAAUAUCAGAAGCUGCAGGGGAUGUAUGAUGCACUGAGGCUUCGCAAUAUUGCUGUGGCUAAUCGGGAGUCAUCAGCAAGUGGAGAUAGAAUUCAACACGAUCCAAUCAGUGGCUUUGGAUUCCCUUUCGGACAUUCUACCAAGUUCCCAGCUGCAAGAACACCCCCUGCAAGAUCAGGGGAUGGAGACCUCCACUCAAAGACAUUCUUCUGCAUAUCCCCCUCAGAGGAGACUGGACACACCAUAUUCUGUUCACCUAGAAAUGAAACCGGCCAAGAGGGAUCCAGGGCCUUCAAGAUUUCAAGGAUGUAACCAACUGUCCUGUGUUUAAUGGAGGUGUGAAUCGCUCCAUACUGUUUUAGCACUACGGUCACGAGUGUUUCUUGUGAAAUUUACAUACAAAAUGUUUUCACUCA
This is a messenger RNA of Spea bombifrons (plains spadefoot toad), 944 nucleotides long. RefSeq names its product cyclin B1 interacting protein 1 (gene CCNB1IP1). Gene Ontology annotation, biological process: reciprocal meiotic recombination. Gene Ontology annotation, cellular component: synaptonemal complex. NCBI's taxonomy places the organism in Eukaryota, Metazoa, Chordata, Amphibia, Anura, Pelobatidae. Gene Ontology annotation, molecular function: ubiquitin protein ligase activity. The record is from RefSeq and is a predicted model, not a curated record. The coding region runs from base 22 to 840 and encodes 272 amino acids. The transcript has 3 exons.